UAACUCAGGAGUAACAUGUAAUAUAACAAAUGUUACAUUGUCAGAAUAAUACAGCAAUAUAACUGUGGAGUAACAUGUAAUGUAACAAAUGUUACACUUAUAUUACAUUACAGUUUCAUAACUUAAUUUUAUGUAUGCAAUAUAUCUGAGUUAUGAAACUAUUACAUUACUCCGUUAUUUAUAUGUUACAAUAGACGAAGUAAUAUAAUUGCAAUAUCGCAUGUUAUAUAACAAUGUUAUGUUUAUAUUACAUUGACAUUAUGUAAUGUAAACGUAACCCCCACCGGAUCGCAACAGGCGAGCGUGACGAUCGGCGGAGGGGCACGGGGAGAAUACUUCGGCUUGAGCACCCGAACGAAAGUGACGCACUCGUCCGUUUGUGAAUAACACGAGUUUAUUUGACAGAGUAACCCAGGUAGCAAUAGUGCCCUGCUUUUACUAGCUUUUGAUGUUUUGAGCCCGCGCGAAGCCGGGUCUAUAAGUUAUCGCUUUAAGGUUGCCUUUACUGUCGUCUUAUUAUUUUAGGUUAUAUUGAAACAUUUGCUGUACAUUAUUAUAUGUAUUCUGGAACUGUUGAGUUAUUUCGAGACACUUCUGGCAGAGGACGAGGAAUGUCGGCAGUGCUUUCGACAAUUUCGCAGCUUGUGCACGACCCUUUAGUGUCGAUGGAGGGUAUUGUCGGCGACAGUGCCAAAAGUAUACAAAGUAUUGUCGACCGCGACACGAACGUUGCGCGGAAGUACGGAUACCCGGGAGGUCUUCGAUGGAAUGCGAUCAGCGCCGCGGAGAUAUUCGAGCCUGUGCUCGUUUACUGGGAAAAGCGCGUGGACACCAACAAGAGCAUGCUCGAGCGUUUGCUCGGCACUGGCGUCUUGCUGGAACUAAUGAAUUUGUUUGUACACAUGAAUAGAGAUGAAUUUUACUCCACGCACGUGUCGGUCGAGUGCAAGUCGUGCCUGGGCAAACUCUGUACAGUUAAGAGGGACUUGUACAACGCCGUGGUGAUGAAAUGCAGAUUCAUCAGUCUAGUAUGUAAGUUUCCCGUUAAAACUGCCGGCGAAAGCGUGCGCUGUUACUAGGAAAAUUAUGAAGCGGAAUGUCGAGUGGGUCAUUUGUGAAAUGAAGGAAUCCGAAUUUGCAUCUCUCGACUCGACGGAGUCGAACCGAGCCCUACAGAUUCUGAGAGCUUCAGGAAUCUUGAGAAUAUUAUCUCUUUCGU
Messenger RNA from Vollenhovia emeryi, 1219 nucleotides. RefSeq lists its product as uncharacterized. The coding region runs from base 558 to 1079 and encodes 173 amino acids. The record is from RefSeq and is a predicted model, not a curated record. Lineage: Eukaryota; Metazoa; Arthropoda; Insecta; Hymenoptera; Formicidae. The transcript is spliced from 2 exons.